Molecule: messenger RNA, 859 nt
Organism: Desarmillaria tabescens
Lineage: Eukaryota; Fungi; Basidiomycota; Agaricomycetes; Agaricales; Physalacriaceae
Exons: 3
Coding region: 299-790 (163 amino acids)
Source: RefSeq, a predicted model, not a curated record
AAUUCCCAUGGAUUGAGGCCGUAGACCUGAGUACUCUCACGAUGUUCCGUAGCGCUAACGUAUGAUAUUUGGGAUUGCAAGGAAGUGAAGGGUAGCGGCAAGGGACAAAAAAGUGUCGUUUAUCGAGGAAAUACCUGAAAAUACCUCGAGAACAUAAUAAACUCUUCGAUCGAUCAAUAUUAGCGUUUACGGUAAUUCUUAGGAGCGGAAGAUUGACAGGUAUUUAAAGUCGCACCACCAACCCAGACUCUUUCAGGAUUCAGUCUAGCGACAGAAAAGGUCAAGACAGUGCUUCGCUAUGAGCUUCUUACAACGAUCCAAGACCGCACCCGAUACAAUUCACCCUGGCCCCGUUCGAGUAGCUCGCUCAGUCUCUCACGAGCAGAUAUUGCCGUCCAAGAAGAAGCAGCCGCUCAACGAGACGGCAUCUAGUUCUAGGGUGUGGGCCCAACGACGACCCCAGAAAAAAGGCGGGUAUAUGCAGGGCUGGGGCCCCUCUGAAGAAGAGUGGGAUUGGCUGAAAGAACGGGAGGCCCGGCAGGGUGUAAGCGAGGAGGAGGUCGAGGAGACCAUCAGGAAGGAAGACAAAAUGGGUAUUCUGUUCCUAUCUCAAUUGUUCGGAUGGGGCGAUGAGGAAAAGAUCAUGUCACCGUACGACGAUGAAUUUGGCGCCCAAGACCAUGAAUCCUUGUAUCUCGCCUUGAGUGCACGGCGGGCAGAGGCAUCAACAGCGAUGACGGCGUCGACGACGGGCAGCCGCGUUGGAGAACAGCUAUUUUGCGUCGAGUAGAGUGUUCGGGGUCUAGUCACGUGUAUGAUAUUGUGACCGUAAUACAAAAUUGUGACAUUUUUGUAUUCU